AAUUUCUGCAUUACUGUACACUAACAAGUUGGAAAAAAAUUAAUUUUCAAUUUUCUCCACCAGUCGUGUUCAUAGCGCAUUUCAAAACUCACCUAAUUGUCUGUUGUUGAUGUUUACAAUACUUGCCGCCAAAUCUUUAACCAAAAAAUCUUACUUUCGUGAAUUACUUGUUGAAUUACUUUAUGAUAUUUUAAAAAUUAAAAAAAUAAAAAUGGAUAAUAUUACAGAUCUUCUCAAAGUUUACUACUCAAGAUUAUUUCCUCUUGAUGAAUAUUACAAAUGGCUCAGCUACGGAGAUGCGGAUCUAUUCAAGCUCAGAGAAUUUUCAUUUACCCUUGAAGGCGACAUAUAUAUCCGAUAUCAAGCCUUUAAUGAUCAGAAUGAUUUAGGAAAAGCAUUAGUAUCAAUGUUUCCAGUGAAAAUUGAUAUUGGCGCAGUCUUUAAUAUUUUCCCAGGAGAAAAAUCAGGAUCUAAAAAAUUAGAAGCUAUGGAAAGAGAACUUGUUUUUGAUAUUGAUUUAACAGAUUAUGAUGAAGUGAGAACCUGCUGUUCAGAAGCAAAUAUCUGCAACAAAUGCUGGAAAUACAUGUCAAUUGCUUGUAAAAUACUUGACGUUGCUCUUCGAGAUGACUAUGGUUUUGAACAUAUAUUGUGGGUAUUUUCUGGUCGACGUGGUAUUCAUGCAUGGAUCUGUGACUCAGUAGCUCGUUCAUUAGAUUCUUCACAGAGAGGAGCUAUUGCUGAGUACUUUCAAUUGAUUUUUGGAGGUGCUUAUUCUAAAAGAAAAGUCAAUUUAUACAAAAUUCACCCAUCAGUUAGACGAGCACUAAACAUUAUUUCUCCUAUUUUUGUGCCAAUGUGUGUCGAAGAGCAAAAUAUGCUAGGUACGGAAAAAAAUAUCAACAAAUUUUUAAUACUUUUGCCUGAUGAUGACACGAGGAAAGAAGUUAAAAGCUUAUUUGACAGAUAUACGACCAGUUUAGACCGAUGGAAUGCAUUCUUGAGUUAUCAUGAACAAACCAAGGGAAAAGGUACUAAGUGGAGACAACACAAGAAUUUCAUUGAUGAAAUAAUGAUUGAAUAUUGUUAUCCUCGACUGGAUAUAAAUGUAACUAAAGGCUUGAACCAUUUACUAAAAUCACCGUUUUGCGUUCAUCCUAAAACUGGUAAAAUAUCAGUUCCAUUUAAUCCAAAAGCUGUUGAUAAGUUCGAUCCGAUAACAGUUCCCACCAUACACAAAGUUAUUGAAGAAAUCAAUGCUUAUGAUAAUUUAGACAAAACUGUUGAAGGUGAUUCCAGUCAGGCCAAAAGGAUAAAAGAUUACAAGAAAACAAGUUUGAAUAAGCCUUUGCAUGUAUUUAAUGAAUUUUUACGGAAAUUAGAACUUGCGAGAACUAAGGAAAAUAUUGCAGCGGUUGAGUUGAUGGAAUUUUGAAAUUAUAAUUCUGUCACUGAAGUUAAUUAAAUUAUUUUUUAUACUCUUUCCUUUUGUAU
This is a messenger RNA of Cotesia glomerata, 1494 nucleotides long. RefSeq names its product DNA primase small subunit (gene DNApol-alpha50). Gene Ontology annotation, biological process: DNA replication, synthesis of primer. Bases 110 to 1435 code for a protein of 441 amino acids. The transcript is spliced from 5 exons. NCBI's taxonomy places the organism in Eukaryota, Metazoa, Arthropoda, Insecta, Hymenoptera, Braconidae. Gene Ontology annotation, cellular component: alpha DNA polymerase:primase complex. The record is from RefSeq and is a predicted model, not a curated record.